CUGAGGAAAUCAGAAUAAAUAGUCACACAACCGAGUAAGAUUCUCUCUCAUCAGCACCACCUCUCAGCAUCCAUUCCCAGCUAAACGGAUUCUCCGGAAUAUUUGUUUUUACCUUGUCGACGACACACACACAGCCCAAACAGCGAUGGAUACCUCCGGGAAAGAGAAGGAGGCGAUGCAGCUAAUGGCUGAAGCGGACAAGAAGGUCAAAUCCUCCGGCUCAUUCCUGGGGGGGAUGUUCGGGGGGAGUCACCACAAAGUAGAAGAUGCAUGUGAGAUGUACGCCAGAGCAGCCAACAUGUUCAAGAUGGCCAAGAACUGGACUGCUGCUGGUAAUGCGUUCUGCCAGGGGGCCCGGCUCCACAUGCAGCUGCAGAACAAACUGGACUCAGCCACUAGCUUCGUCGACGCAGGGAACGCUUACAAGAAGGCUGAUCCUCAGGAGGCUAUCAACUGUCUAAAUGCAGCCAUCGAUAUUUACACUGACAUGGGUAGGUUUACUAUUGCUGCCAAACAUCACAUCACCAUCGCAGAGGUGUAUGAGUCUGAGCUGGUAGACAUAGAGAAGGCGAUCGCCCACUAUGAGCAGGCAGCCGAUUAUUAUAAAGGGGAGGAGUCCAACAGUUCUGCUAACAAGUGUCUGCUGAAGGUGGGCCACUACAGUGCUCAGCUGGAGCAGUAUCCAAAAGCCAUUGAGAUCUACGAGCAGGUGGCCACCAAUACCAUGGACAACCCCCUGCUGAAGUAUAAUGCCAAAGAGUACUUCUUUAAAGCCUCCCUCUGUCACUUCAUAGUGGAUGAACUCAACGCAAAGCUGGCCAUAGAGAAGUAUGAGGAGAUGUUUCCUGCUUUCGCAGACUCCAGAGAGUGCAAGCUGCUGAAGAAGUUGCUGGAUGCCCAUGAGGAGCAGAACUGUGAGGCGUUUACUGAAGCUGUUAAAGAGUUUGACUCCAUCUCUCGUCUGGACCAAUGGCUCACCACCAUGCUGCUCCGUAUCAAGAAGACCAUCCAGGGAGAUGCUGGAGAUCUCAAAUAAAGAGAGAUAGAGGGGUGGGUUGGGGGAGGAUACAAGAGGGAGGGAUAGAGAAAAAGAUGGCUAGGUAGAGAGAGGAUGGAGAGAGGAUGGACAGAGAGAGAAGGAGAGGGAGAAAGGGAUGGAGGGAGAGAUAUAGGGUUAGGGCAGUGGUGUGAAGGGAGACAGGUCUCUAUGCGUUUGAUGUGUUCAGUGUAAAUAAGUCCAUGGCUCCUGUAGUCUAUCGUGUCUUACCAUACCUUUCCUCACACUAGCUGUUUCAACUUAAAAUAGGAGUUACCCAGCUGAUGUAAAGUUACAUCAACUUAUCAAGUUGAGUUGACAAAACCAGGGAACAAAUGAUUAGAUACAUUAUAGUAUACAAGUUCAUACAACUUUAUAUUUUAGGUCAGUGGGGUACACUUACACUCAUGUUUUUAAGUUGAAAGCCUUUUACAGUGCAUGUCACACUUAACCUUCCUAACCUCUCCACUGAAUGUCUUCCCUUGUUUGGGCCCUGCAUGUUCAUGUUUUAAAGUGUAGGGCUGUACAGAUAGUGUGUGAAAAGGUGGAGUGUGUGUGUGUGUGUGUGUGUGUGUGUGUGUGUGUGUGUGUGUGUGUGUGUGUGUGUGUGUGUGUGUGUGUGUGUGUGUGUGUGUGUGUGUGUGUGUGUGUGUGUGUGUGUGUGUGUGUGUGUGUGUGUGUGUGUGUGUGUGUGUGUGUGUGUGUGCCACGCACACAAUGUAUCACAUUGAAGCCAAUAUAUCUGUGCCAGUGCUGGUUGCUGUUGUUUUUGUUGUUUUGUGUGUGUGUGUGUGUGUGUGAGAGAGAGAGAGAGAAACAACCAAAGGGACACCCCGUUCUAUUCAUUAUAUUUCUAUGGUCCACUUAGAUAUGUUUUCCACCCCUAGACACCCCGAACCCGAUACACACUUAUGAUCUGAAAGGAUUGGAUAGGUAUAAGCACACACAUAUCCAAUCCUCUCAGAUCUACACAUGUGUUAAGGGUCAGAGGUUACAGGGUUAAGGCCAGAGAUUAUGGGAAGUGUCUGUAAUGUAGUGUGUGUUGCUGUGGUGUGUGUAUUCCUCUCAGCAUGUUGCCAUGGUAAUGAUGUGUGUGUUCAGUGUUGUGUGCAGUCAAACUACAGGUUAUCACACAUAUCUCUAUGUUCAUGAAUUACCACACGUUUGUGCAAAAUAAUUACUAAAAAUAAAACUUCCAACAAACUUG
Oncorhynchus keta (chum salmon) is the source of this 2243-nucleotide messenger RNA. Its product is annotated as beta-soluble NSF attachment protein-like. NCBI's taxonomy places the organism in Eukaryota, Metazoa, Chordata, Actinopteri, Salmoniformes, Salmonidae. The coding region runs from base 146 to 1036 and encodes 296 amino acids. Gene Ontology annotation, cellular component: synaptobrevin 2-SNAP-25-syntaxin-1a complex; vacuolar membrane; terminal bouton. The record is from RefSeq and is a predicted model, not a curated record. The transcript is spliced from 10 exons. Gene Ontology annotation, biological process: regulation of synaptic vesicle priming; synaptic transmission, glutamatergic; intracellular protein transport. Gene Ontology annotation, molecular function: syntaxin binding; soluble NSF attachment protein activity.